AUGGUACUUCUUCACGGGCACCACACCAUACGGUAUUUAGCUGUAGAGGAACUACGAAAGUGUGAGAUAAGACUCCGAUUUUCAUCACUCGGAGCGAUACGGGACGGGAUAUCGCCACGAAAACCUCGUUACACCUCUUUUUACAACGCUGUAAUGCCUAGACCAGUACAACAUGACAAUACAGCCGAGGAAUUCUACGCUGUGCCUUUGCCACAAACGUCCUACCGCGAUCAAGGUGGAGGCAACGACUACGUCCCGGCAUAUCCCGCUAUGCUCUCCAUUCUUGACCUCAGACCACCUCCUAUAUCCUACUCCACCCACGAAUCGAAACACAAAACUUUGAAAUUCUCAACAACGUCGAAAAAGAAAAAUACUCAGAGACCAACAGCGAAGAUCUAUCGACCUCAACAAGAAGCUAACGAUCUUUCACAUGACGCGUACAAUGGUCGAAACGGAAAGGAUCGCGUGUUUUUCUCUUCAUCUACAACAGAAAAUACAACCAACAGGAAAUUGCCUCAUGACGGAUCCGCACGCCUCAUUUCUGAGAAGAAACCGGAAUGCAAACGGUGUUGUGUGCCUGGACCACGUGGACAACCAGGCAGAAACGGUAAAAACGGUUUCCCGGGACCUCCAGGAAUUUCUGGAUCUCCAGGACUACCUGGGAAGCUGGCGAACAAACCUUGCGAGCAGUCGUUGACUUCUCGAAUGUGCAAAGAAUGUCCUCAAGGACCAGACGGUCCACCCGGACCACCGGGAGAGCCGGGAAGUAGCGGAAAACCCGGUGUCGCUGGUAGUAAGGGAAUGAAGGGUCUUCCAGGUAUACCUGGUGGAAAAGAACCUAUCACUGGAGAUCCUGGGAAACCUGGACCCUCAGGACCUCCGGGACCACCAGGUUGGCCCGGUGAGCCUGCUACGGAGUCUUACGCUGUUGCUGGUCAGAAGGGCCCACCCGGACUACCAGGGACACAAGGAGCUACAGGACGAGCCGGACCUAUGGGGCAACCGGGUAGACGAGGGCCGAAAGGAAGCAUCGGGAUAUGCCCAACGUACUGUGCAGUAGAUGGAGGUGUUUUUCAUGAAAGUAUGCAAGUGGUCAGUGGAGGAAACUAUGGCUAUAGAAGAAAAUGA
Messenger RNA from Necator americanus (New World hookworm), 1128 nucleotides. RefSeq lists its product as uncharacterized. Lineage: Eukaryota; Metazoa; Nematoda; Chromadorea; Rhabditida; Ancylostomatidae. The coding region runs from base 1 to 1128 and encodes 375 amino acids. The transcript is spliced from 7 exons. The record is from RefSeq and is a predicted model, not a curated record.